Molecule: messenger RNA, 492 nt
Organism: Ostreococcus tauri
Lineage: Eukaryota; Viridiplantae; Chlorophyta; Mamiellophyceae; Mamiellales; Bathycoccaceae
Product: unnamed product
Exons: 2
Coding region: 1-492 (163 amino acids)
Source: RefSeq, a predicted model, not a curated record
AUGGCGAGCGAUGCGAACGUGCGCGCGUCCGAGAACGAGGCGCCGAAGACGAACGAGAUGACGAGCAACAAGAGCUCACUCCGAGCGAAGUACGAGGCGCUGUCGGAAUCGAGGAACAAGUACAAGGAGGAGGCGGAGGAAGCGAAGCGGACCAUUAUGGCUCUGGAAAGACGCGUGGUGGACCUCGAGGCAGAGCUUUCCUCUCCGACGAACCAAAGAAAUCUCGCGGUCGAUCUCGCUGAGGUCAAGGGUGAGCUCGAAGCCGCGAACGCUGCGCUGCUGAAGGAGAAGAACCGAGCCGCGAAGAGCGAAGGAAGGGCAGAAAGAGUGGCAAAGCUAGAACGGGAUAAAUUGGAACUUUUGCGCAGUGUCGACGCUUUGAUGCGAACGCGAACGACGGAUCGACUCAUGUACGUCACCAUCGGUGCACUCGUGGGUGCGGGUACGGCAUUGUCGAUGUACACGUUUUACCUCAAGUCGCACCGCGCCUAG